Messenger RNA from Planococcus citri (citrus mealybug), 2851 nucleotides. RefSeq names its product zinc finger and BTB domain-containing protein 41-like. The transcript has 9 exons. The record is from RefSeq and is a predicted model, not a curated record. Gene Ontology annotation, biological process: regulation of transcription by RNA polymerase II. Gene Ontology annotation, molecular function: DNA-binding transcription factor activity; RNA polymerase II cis-regulatory region sequence-specific DNA binding. Bases 344 to 2494 code for a protein of 716 amino acids. NCBI's taxonomy places the organism in Eukaryota, Metazoa, Arthropoda, Insecta, Hemiptera, Pseudococcidae.
UCGACCUUUUACAUCUUUCUUAUCUUAUCAUGAAUCCCGAAUCAGCUUCCAUUCGAUGAAUUGUGAAAGAACUUCGAAACUACGAAAGUGGAUUUCAUUUUUGAAGUUUUAUACCCGCAUUUAAGUUUAUUGCAUAUUUCGAAGUUCGACAGAUGAAAAUAUUUUCCAAGUGUUCAUCGUAUUCAUCUUGAACUGUUUUUCGUAUUUGGCUUCAGUUCGAUUCGAGUUCCGCAAUUUGUUAUCUGCUGGAUACCGUAGCUGUAGGCUCUUCCAGUCUUCGACAUGAUUUCUUUACGUAUUCAAUUGUACUACGAACUGAACAUUGUACGAUGAAAAUUCAAUAAUGUCCCCAAACUUAUGCAACGACUGGGUUAAACGCUGUGAUAGUUUAUUUAAGAAGAACUCUGCCAAAUUUUAUAAGUGUGCUGAACUGCAAGAAACUCUUAGAGUAAAGUUCAUUGAAACGAACACCGAAUACAAAUUUUUAAAAACAUGGCUUCAUACAGCCUUCGAAGAUACGAUUACACUGAAACGAGAACAUGGUGAUUUGAGCCGCCUGUACCAAGUAUUAUUAAAAAAUAACUUGAUCAAAGAAUUAAUCGACUAUUUUACGAACAAGGAAAUGGUGCAGCUGAAAUACAUAGAAACGCAAAACCAGUGCAUGAAUUUAAGAAACAGCCUCGGCAUCACCAAUAAGGAUAUAGUAUCUUUGACAUCUGAGCAUGAAGAAUUAACUCGUCGUUAUAGUGCCAUUUUACAAAACGUUUUCGUCGAUAAAGUACUCGAUGUUUAUGCUCAUCAACAAGAAGCUCUACAAUUGAAAUUUGUAGAAACGGUCGACAAAUGUGAAAGCCUAUAUACAUCUUUGAACGAAGCUUACGAAGCUACCAUGCUGUUGAUUUCUGAGCACGAUGAAAUAGUAAAACGUUACCAAGAAUUAUCAGCGAUCAACAUCGUGAAAGAAUUUCUCGAGUAUUCCAAAUAUCGAGAAACGAACCGGUCGCAAUUCGUUGAGAAAUCCGUCCAGUGUCGACUUUCAGAAUCCUACUUGGAUCAAGCGGAAACAGAAGCUCGAGAAAUGUUGAAUACCGAGCGACUAGAACGCGAGCAAGUUGAAAGUGAACGUGAUUCUUUGGUUUAUUUAUCGGAUGAAUUAUGUCGCGUAUUGUUGGACUAUCAACGUCGUACGUUACCGAACGAUAGCGAUGAAAAAUACAACAAAGUACGCGAGUCAAUCGAACAUUCUAUAAAUUACGACGCCGAAUCUGACACCGAAUCAAAAGACGGUAUUUUGGAUAUCAAUGAUCAAAUAUCAUGCUUGAACGAAGCAAGCAACGAGUCUAUCGAUGUGAAAAGCGAACCACCCGAAGUAGCGACCGUUUUUCUCGAAGUUCCGACGAACGAAACACUCGAGUUAUCGAGUUCUCAUUUCGACUGUGAUAAUUCCUUCGUAGAAAACUCUGAUGUUAGUGCGUUAACAUCGGAGCCAGAUAGAAAAUACAAUUCGUUCGUUCAAACUGAAAUUCCAAAUACUCGAAAAUUAUAUGGCGAAAUCCAUCAGCUGCAUCCUACCAUCAAAAUAUCCAAUUUGACUGGAGCAUUAACCCAAUCACUGAGUAAAUCCGUACUUUACGACAAACCUUCCCCGAAGAUAAUAAAUCCGAUUGGAAAUGCUCAUGAUCUUGUAGAGACAGAAUCAUUGCUUUGUGAUAAAUGUGGGCAAUCAUUCGAUACCAAAAAGCAUAAACAAUGCCCAAUUUGCAAUAUUGUACGUCCAAAUAAACGAGGUCGUAAACCGAAAAUCUUUUCAACGGAUUCAAAUAUAAACAUGAUCGAUGGCUCGGAUUCGCGUUGUGAUAUUUGCCUGCGAAAUUAUUCAUCCAAAAACAGCCUGAAGAAACACAUUCGCGCAAUUCACGAUGGACAAAAACCGUACAAAUGCCCAGAAUGCGAUAAAAGCUUUUCCGCAAAAUGUAACCUGAAAACCCACGUAAUAAUACACAGCUCUGAAAAACCGUUCCAAUGUUCGAGCUGCGACGAAUGUUUCAGAGAUCCUAGUUCUAAAAGGCGACACGAACUAUCGCACGGAGAAGCUCGUUUUUUCUGCGCAGUUUGUGAUCAACGUUUCUUUCGCAAAGAUCAAGUGCUUCGCCAUAUUCGAAAGGAACAUUUAUCAAUUCAUCGCAAUAGUAAUAAGAAAUUUAAAUGUACUAUUUGCGCCAAAUUGCUCGCAUCGAAGCAGAUCUUGAAUCGACAUUAUUGCAGGGUGCAUAAGUUCGAAGCAUCUCGCUUGAUUAUUUCAAGAAGUACGGAUUUUCAUUGCGCGCACUGCGAAAAAAGAUAUGUGAAGAAAAAUCAUCUCGCGAAACAUUUGCAAAAACACGGUUUCGUGAUAGACUUGAGCAGCCUGGACGAAUAUGAUGAAGAAGUACUGCAAAUGAAAUUUAUUGAAGUCCAGAAUGACUACGAGAGUUCUAAAAAAGCGCCUAUUUGAUUAAACACCGGAAAUAAUUACGUGUAUUAGCGAAUAUGUCGGGAAAAUUUGUAUGGCAUCAUCGAGUCAUUUUUUGAGUGAGUGUUGCUAGCCAAAUGUCAAGACUGAAGAUUCUCAUUAACUUAUUCGUUUUGUAUUUUAUUCAGUUGCGAGAAUGAACAAGAUAUUUUCUAGUCAAGAUCGAUCGAAGUAACCGACGAAUACGAUCGAUUCAAAAUAAUGCAUCAUUCGGUUAGACCUGAGAUUAAUAGAAGAUCAACGAGAGUUGAAUGAUUCACGAUGUGCGCAAAGCGCAAAUAUUAUUUAGCAUACAAUGCUUUUGUUAUUAAUGUGAUUCAGUAAAAUGGAUGAAACUUU